Messenger RNA from Oxyura jamaicensis (ruddy duck), 3913 nucleotides. Its product is annotated as cadherin-20-like. Gene Ontology annotation, molecular function: cadherin binding; calcium ion binding. Bases 915 to 2687 code for a protein of 590 amino acids. Gene Ontology annotation, biological process: cell morphogenesis; cell-cell junction assembly; multicellular organism development. The record is from RefSeq and is a predicted model, not a curated record. The transcript has 7 exons. Lineage: Eukaryota; Metazoa; Chordata; Aves; Anseriformes; Anatidae. Gene Ontology annotation, cellular component: plasma membrane; catenin complex; adherens junction.
GCUUUCAAGGGUUCUACAUUUAUUUAUUUAUUUUUUAAAUAAGGUCAAUUUUUCGGUAGCGUAGAUCAAUCUCAAGCAAUUUUAGUUUUGCCAUUUUUCUUAUCUGGCUGAGAAACAAAACCUCCUGCAGCUCUUUUUGUUGCUCUUCUUCUCCAUCUGUUUCUGCAUGUUGCACUGCUAAAACAGAACACUCCACUAAGACCAGCAAGAAGCAUCAACCUCCAAUUUUCUUCUCCUUUCACAGCAAAUUAUUGAACAUAUCAUUGCCAAUUCUCUUUUGAAAAUGGCAUGAAUUGUAACUGUUUGAUAUGAAAGUAUUGAUUAAGGAAAAUGAGAAUAUAUCAAACCCUAUCCUUGGUAUUACUCUGCCUUGUAAAACUCAAUAAUUGGGCAGAGUGUAGCAAGGAAGGUUUGGACAUACAGUAUGAUGGCAGGAAAGUAUUUUAGAUAUGGCAUUUACAUUUUUAAAAAGCAUAUUUUUAAAAUAGCCGUUCUUUCUUUCCCCAGGCUUGCUGCUAAGCAAAUUAGUGAUGCACCAAAUGUGCUCAAGACAAGCUUUGUAGGGAGAUGUAGUGUAUUUUAAUAGAGUAACUAUUAAAUUUGGAAAAAAACAGGCAAGCUUCUGAGCUCUCAAAGCAUUGUUCAGGGCUGAAAAAGAAAGUUGGACAGACCUGGGGAAAGAUUUGUGGUGCUCAAAACUUGUGUGUUUAUUCCAGCUGUACAAGCUGAUCUAAUAAAAGAUGCCUGUCCUAUUAAUAUUUUUUUUCAUACCCUGCUAUAUAUCAUGGCUGCAGCAGCACUGGUGUUAAUUGCCCUAUUUUUUUUUUUAGCUAGAGUUCCCAUUUUCAGUUAUACUGCUGUUUUGAAAAUAACCCUUUGAAUAAACCUGUUGAUAUGACAAAAACCUAAAUAAAAUGUUCCCCAGCAAUUCAGUCUGGCUGUGGCUUUUUAAAGAUCACACUGCUGUUUCAGCUCCAAGAAAGGUGGGAGAGAUUCCUGGCAGACUAGGCGAUAUCGUGGCCUGCCCCAGUCUACUCUUUAAACAGCUGUGCAGUUUUCAGUUCCUUUUCACAACUUGCUUUUCUUUCCCCUGUCCCUCUCUGCUGCUUCUGCCAGAGCAUUAUCAGAUGAGCGUGCUGGAGUCUGCUCCCGUCAGCUCCACUGUGGGCCGCGUGGUUGCUAAAGACUUGGAUGAAGGCAUUAAUGCAGAGAUGAAAUACAGCCUCGUGGAUGGAGAUGGACUGGAUGUCUUUGAUAUUAACACUGAUCCUAAUUACCAAGUUGGCAUCAUAACUGUAAGAAAGCCUCUAAGCUUUGAGAGCAAGAAAAGUUACACGUUGAAAGUAGAGGGUGCCAACCCCCACCUGGAAAUGCGAUUCCUGAACCUGGGUCCCUUCCGAGACACCACCACGGUUCACAUCAGCGUGGAGGAUGUGGACGAGCCUCCUGUGUUUGAGCCCAGCAUUUACUUUGUGGAGGUGCCUGAGGACGUGGAGAUUGGAACCACCAUACAGAUCAUUUCUGCCAAGGACCCAGACGUGACCAACAACUCGAUCAGAUACUCGAUUGACAGGAGCAGCGAUCCGGGGCGGUUCUUUUAUGUCGACAUUACAUCAGGAGCACUGAUGACUGCGAGACCUCUAGAUCGGGAGGAUGUUUCUUGGCACAACAUCACAGUGCUGGCCAUGGAGCUGAACAAUCCCUCGCAGGUGGGCAGUGUCUCUGUGACUGUGAAAGUCCUGGAUGUGAAUGACAAUGCGCCGGAGUUUGCAAGGUUCUACGAAUCUUUUGUUUGCGAAAACGCCAAAGCAGGACAGCUGAUCCAGACAGUGAGUGCCAUCGACCGGGAUGACCCACAGGAUGGUCAGCACUUCUACUACAGCCUGGCUCCGGAGGCAGCUAACAACCCCAACUUUACUCUGAGGGACAAUCAAGACAAUACGGCGUGGAUUUUGACAAGGCGCUCUGGCUUCAGACAGCAUGAGCAGAACACCUUUUACCUCCCCAUCCUGAUCAGUGACAACGGCCGCCCCGUGCUGAGCAGCACGGGCACGCUGACCGUGCACGUGUGCAGCUGUGACGAUGACGGCAUGGUGAUGUCCUGCAACGCUGAGGCCUACGUCCUCCCCGUCAGCCUGAGCAGAGGGGCACUCAUUGCAAUCCUCGCCUGCAUCUUUGUCCUGCUAGUGCUGGUGCUCCUCAUCCUCUCCAUGCGGCGCCAGCGGAAGCAGCCGUACAUCAUGGAUGAGGAGGAGAACAUCCAUGAGAACAUCGUCAGGUAUGAUGAUGAAGGCGGUGGGGAGGAGGACACGGAGGCCUUCGAUAUCGCCGCCAUGUGGAACCCACGGGAAGCCCAGCUUGUGUUAAAAAGCAGGCAGGACAUGCUCCCUGAGAUAGAGAGCCUCUCCAGAUACGUGCCUCAGGCAUGCGUCAUGGACAACAACGUCCAUAACUAUGUGCUCGCCAAGCUGUAUGAGGCUGACAUGGACCUCUGGGCUCCUCCCUUUGACUCCCUCCAGACGUACAUGUUUGAAGGGAACGGUUCAGUGGCAGAGUCACUCAGCUCCCUACAGUCGGUGACAACAGACUCAGACCAGAGCUACGACUACUUGACAGACUGGGGGCCACGCUUCAAAAAGCUGGCCGAGAUGUACGGUGCCACGGACAGCAGUGGGGCUCUGUGGUAAUGGGCAAGGAAUUGCAGAGGGGUUUCCAUCGAAACGGUGUCCGAUAAGGUCCAUUCUCAUCAGAUGCUUCCAUGGACAUGGGUGAGGCCUCCUAAAAUAGCAAUACAGUGCUUGAAUGAGAAUGGGAAGAAGGGUGUGAAUGAAGGUCUCUCUGGAUCAGCUUUACUCAGUUAAAUUAAGUCACGUUUUGAAACAAUGAGAAGCAGAAGGAAGAAAGUUUUUCCUGCUUUUUUACAGAAAAAAAAAAUGGAAAGCUCCACUCCUAGAAUAUAAUGACAUUACUUUCCUUUUCUGUCCCUCCCCUUUCCUUCUCUUGUAAACGGCAGCUUACUGAGCUCUAUACGUAUGGGUUCAAAGACCUGUAAACUCCAAUUGUAAUCUCCAUCUCACUGAGAAAUUAUCAGCACAGAAAAGAAAAUAACCCCACUGGUUAUUUUUCCCCCCAUUAAAAAGGAGGGGACAUAAAGAAGAAGGAGAAAAAAAGAAAAAUAAUAAAAAAAAAAAAAAAGAAAAAAAAAAAGCUUGCUAGCAAGAGAAAAAAAAAAAAAACACAGAGCAGAAAAUUGAAACUGGGAUCUCAGAGGUCUCUUUGUAAACUAAACCUCCUCUCUCUGUUGCUAUCAGAGUUCUUUUUUAAACCUUUAGAAACAAGGCUGAGAUUUUUUUUCCACCUGGCUGAGAGGGCUGGGGAAGAGGCUUUGAAUAUCUGCUCUAGUUUAAUGGCUGAUCUAUGAGUCAUUGACGUUAAUACUAAUCCAUCUCCUAUCAAGUUUGUGUAAAUUUAUUCUCCUCUUGACUCUUUAAAACCAUUACACUGCUAAACUGCUCAGAACAAAACCAGAAAAUCUGCCUCUUUUGCACUGUAGAUGUCUCUUCCACGUGCCAAAUGUGAAGAUUAGAUUCUACGAACGAAAGCCAAAUAAAUUUUAAAAAAAGAAAAAAGUAAAAAAAUAAAAAAUAAAAAUUAAAAAAUAAAUAAAAAAAUAAAGCUAUAUUUGGUAACUACAUGGGUUAGAUGGGCUUUCCUAAUCUGUGUGAGGUCAAUCCAAGGGAUGUUUACAUACUGUAGAUAACCUACUUGAACAAAUGCAGUAUUAUAGACCAAUAAAUGGAUGUAAGAAAAUUACAUGUAUAAGUUUUGUAUAUUUGUUAAUUUUGGUAAUAAAUAUGAUGUACUGCAUACAGUACGGGACCUUAGCACCUCUUUUAAUAAAAGUUAAACAGAA